AAAGGAAUUUACAAGAAAGUUAAAUUCACAGGAGUGCCCCAGACAGUGAGGGGCGGAGCUACGAAUACAAAAGGUUACAGCAUGAGAGGAGUCACAAACCGAAAGAAAAAGGGAGAACAGAAACGGUUACCCGCCAAGUGAAGGAGAGCUGAACAAAACACGGACGAGGAAGUCUCUGCGGCUGGAGAGUGGUGUGCUCGUACGACUGGGCGCACGCUCGCCUUUAGACAGGGAAAAGGGAGCAGGAAAUCUGUAAAGAGGCACCUGAGCAGUUGACUGACUGUGCCAACAUGCUGAUGAAGGAGUACAGGAUAUGUAUGCCACUGAGCGUGGAGGAGUACAGAAUCGGUCAGCUGUACAUGAUUAGCAAACACAGCCACGAGCAGAGCAGCGACGGCGAAGGGGUGGAGGUGAUCUGCAAUGAGCCCCAUGCCCACCCCCAGCACGGCCCCGGGCAGUACACCGAGAAGCGCAUACACCUCAGCAGUAAACUUCCAUCUUGGAUAAGUAUGUUUGUUCCUCGGAUCUUCUAUAUCAUAGAGAAGGCCUGGAACUUCUACCCUUACACCAUAACUGAGUUCACGUGCUCCUUCGUUCCCAAGUUCCACAUCCGGAUCGAGACCAAGUUCGAGGACAACAAUGGAAGCAAUCUCAAUGUGUUUGGAGACACGCCCACCCCAAAGGAGAACGUGAUCCAAUUGGACAUCCUGAAUGAUCCCAUUCCUGAGAAGCAUUAUAAAUCAAAAGAGGACCUCAACACAUGGGUGUCGGCAAAGACGGGCCGGGGACCUCUGCAGGCGGGAUGGCAGAAUCAAAGCCAUCCCAUAAUGUGCUCCUACAAGAGAGUGGAGUGCAGCUUUGAAGUCUAUGGGCUGCAGGGGAAGGUUGAGGACUUCGUACACCGGACUGUUCAUGAUAUCCUACUUGUUGGCCACAGACAGGCUGUGGCUUGGAUGGACGAAUGGCAUGGCAUGAGCUUGGAGGAGGUCAGACAAUUUGAGAAGCAGCUGCAGGAACAAACCAACAACAACCUGAAAUCCAAGCAGAGUCUAGGUUACGUGUCCACCCCUCGCUUUACUCGGUCAGUGUCAGUCUCCGACGAGGUGUCCUUAAAGAAGAUGGGUGCGGCACCUGCUUCUUCACCUCCAAACCCUGUGCGCUUAAACUCCACCCCAGAGUGACAUAUCCCUGGCGGCCCCCAGGCUAGAUUUGCGUAAGCCCUCCGCCAGGCAAACAAGCAGGAAAGCCACGUCCGUUUCAGGCUAGUGCUACAUCCUUUUAAAAUGUUUAAAAAGGUCUAUUUGCUGAGAGGUGUAAUGCUAUGAGGCUUAUAAUAGUUUUAAAUAAGUUUAAAUUUAAAUAAGUUUUUUAAAGUGAGGGAGGAGACGUUUAAAAGCAGUUUCAUAAUAUAUUUCAGCUAUGAGAAAAAUGAGAUUUCAAUUAAAAUACGACGUCCGUCAUCUUUACUGGUAUUAAAUGUGUACAAUCUUAUGUAAAUGUAUCAAAACCUGUUUUAUAGUCAUAUGACGUUGUAAUAAUGUACAGUGAAUUUCUUAACCAUUUUAAGUUUUUAAAUACAUAUCUGACUUUUUACUCUUCUGGCAAA
This is a messenger RNA of Brienomyrus brachyistius, 1606 nucleotides long. RefSeq names its product phosphatidylinositol transfer protein cytoplasmic 1b (gene pitpnc1b). Gene Ontology annotation, cellular component: cytoplasm. Gene Ontology annotation, molecular function: phosphatidylinositol binding; phosphatidylinositol transfer activity. The transcript has 10 exons. Bases 291 to 1181 code for a protein of 296 amino acids. NCBI's taxonomy places the organism in Eukaryota, Metazoa, Chordata, Actinopteri, Osteoglossiformes, Mormyridae. Gene Ontology annotation, biological process: phospholipid transport. The record is from RefSeq and is a predicted model, not a curated record.